Molecule: messenger RNA, 834 nt
Organism: Didymosphaeria variabile
Lineage: Eukaryota; Fungi; Ascomycota; Dothideomycetes; Pleosporales; Didymosphaeriaceae
Gene: IDI1
Product: isopentenyl-diphosphate delta-isomerase idi1
Exons: 3
Coding region: 1-834 (277 amino acids)
Biological process (GO): isopentenyl diphosphate biosynthetic process; isoprenoid biosynthetic process
Cellular component (GO): cytoplasm
Molecular function (GO): isopentenyl-diphosphate delta-isomerase activity
Source: RefSeq, a predicted model, not a curated record
AUGAGCACUACCGAAACAAUUACCCAGCCUGUCACGGUCACGCAACCGAUCACCGUGGCGCAGCCUGCGAUCACCGCUGAGAAUGUUCAACAACUGUUCCCCGAAGUGAACACCACAAUAAUCGGUGGCUCGCACGCUUCCGCCACCAGCGACAAUGCGCUCGACGGCUACAAUGAGGAGCAAAUACGAUUGAUGGACGAGGUGUGCAUUGUCUUGGACGAGAAUGACCUCCCAAUCGGCAGUGCGACCAAGAAAUACGCACAUCUGAUGGAGAAUAUCAACAAGGGUCUGCUCCACCGCGCUUUCUCCGUCUUCCUCUUCGACUCGCAGAAUCGAUUGCUCCUCCAACAGCGCGCAUCCGAGAAGAUCACUUUCCCCGACAUGUGGACGAACACUUGCUGCUCACAUCCUCUGGGCAUUCCAGGAGAGACUGGCUCAAAUCUAGAGGAGGCUACACAAGGAGUGCGCCGCGCGGCGCAGCGCAAGCUGGACCAGGAGCUCGGCAUCAAGGCGGAGCAGGUGCCCAUCGAUGACUUCCGCUUCCUCACAAGAAUACACUACGUCUCACCGAGCGACGGCAAGUGGGGCGAGCAUGAGAUUGACUAUAUCCUCUUCAUCAAGGCCGACGUCGAUCUGAACAUAAACCCGAACGAGGUGCGAGAUUCCCGAUUCGUCUCUCAGGAGGACCUGAAGACCAUGUUCAAGGACCCUUCGCUCAAGUUCACGCCGUGGUUCAAGCUCAUUUGCGAGAGCAUGUUGUACGAGUGGUGGAGCCACCUUGACUCGGGCCUGGAGAAGUACUUGGGCGAGAAGGAGAUCCGAAGAAUGUUGUAG